This is a messenger RNA of Entelurus aequoreus (snake pipefish), 5639 nucleotides long. RefSeq names its product BTB (POZ) domain containing 7 (gene btbd7). Lineage: Eukaryota; Metazoa; Chordata; Actinopteri; Syngnathiformes; Syngnathidae. The transcript is spliced from 11 exons. Gene Ontology annotation, molecular function: protein binding. Bases 562 to 3909 code for a protein of 1115 amino acids. The record is from RefSeq and is a predicted model, not a curated record. Gene Ontology annotation, biological process: morphogenesis of a branching epithelium.
UCCAGACACGUUGUUUUAUUGUGAAAAACCCACCCGGAAGCUAAAGUUGAUAUUAUAUUGUAGCUUGAAAAAGGCAGAGCUUGGGCCAUAACAACCACCCAAGAAGACGAGCUACUACAGGGAAAAUAUUGUGCAAAAAAACUGAGAACAAAACCAUCCCAGAUCAAUUAUUAGUCACGGUUAAUGUUGGCACUUGACCAGAAAGUCGGGGCAAGUGGAAGUGGAGUUCACAUUGGAUAUGAAAUGCUGACGUCGAGUCGUGCGUAACGAACAGAGUUGGAAAAAGAAGGUGUUGAGCUGCAGUUUUUUCUCUCCACCCUCUGCCAGGGACAACUUGGUCGGAGUGCUGCUUUCAGUAGGAGCCGAAGAUAAAUGUACCACCCACGACGACUAUCAUCCGCUCUGACGUUCCAGGCAUGGCUGGCAGGACCCAGGGCUGUGGGAAAACUUCAGAUGAUCCGUGGCAGACACGUGACUGAUGAGUGAGGGGUGUGCAGUCGCCUGAGCAGAAUGACUCAGCAAGAGGGGAGACCCCCACGAAGCAAGUGAAGAGACGUGAGGAUGGGUGCCAAUGGAUCCAGCUAUCCACACUCAUGCUCCCCACGCAUAGGAGCCAAUGCACAGACGCAGCAGACGUUUAUUGGGACCUCGUCCUAUUCUCAGCAUGGGUAUGCUUGGGAGUCGAAGCUGUACAGCCUUGAGCAUGGCCAUGAGCGUCCCGCCGACAGGAAGAAGAAAAGCCUUGGCCUGGCAACCCUCAAAAGGCGCUUCAUCAAACGAAGAAAGUCCAGCCGGUCGGCGGACCAUGCCCGGCAAAUGCGUGAGCUGCUUUCCAGCUGGGACGUUCGAGACACAAAUGCCCUGGUGGAGGAAUACGAGGGCACUGCGGCCCUCAAGGAGCUGAGCUUCCAGGCAAGCCAAGCGCGGGCCGACGCGCCCAGCUUGCCCCGGGACCUGGCCGCCCUUUAUCAGCAUAAAUACUGCACUGACGUAGACCUUAUCUUUCGUGGUACUUGCUUCCCAGCACACCGGGCCAUCCUGGCUGCCCGCUGCCCCUUUUUCAAGACUCUGCUGUCCUCAUCCCCUGGCUAUGGAGCGGAGGUCCACAUGGACAUUGACACAGCAGGCAUUGAUGUGCCCAUGUUCUCCGCCCUGCUACACUACUUGUACACAGGAGAGUUUGGGGUAAGCAGCGUAGAGGAUUCCAGGCUGCAGAAUGUGGAUGUGCUGGUACAGCUCAGCGAGGAGUUUGGAACACCCAACUCCCUAGAAGCAGAUAUGAAGGGCUUGUUUGAUUACGAAGGCUACUAUGAUGCCCUGCUGAGUUUCUCCUCAGACUUUGAGAUGGUCGAGAGUUUCAACGAGAGAGGGACUGUGGCUGGAGCACCCACUGUAGUUUCAGGAAAUGGCGGAGCUCCAGGAACUCCAGAUGAGGACCUUCGAGCUCAUAAGGCUAUCCUCUCGGCGCGCUCCCCUUUCUUUAGGAACCUUUUACAGAGACGCAUUCGAACUGGGGAGGAAAUGACAGAGCGCACGCUGCAAACACCGACCCGUAUUGUGCUGGAUGAGUCCAUUAUCCCGCGCAAGUAUGUGCAAGUGAUUCUCCACUGCAUGUACACAGAUGUAGUCGAGCUGGGAUUGGUUCUGCGCGGCAGCCCUUCUGCGGGCAGCCUUGGGGAAGUACAAGCUCUGGUGUCUGGGGGUCGGGGUGCCAGCACACGCACAGAAGAGGCCAUGGAGCUCUACCAUAUUGCUUUAUUCCUGGAAUUUAACAUGCUGGCACAAGGCUGCGAGGACAUUAUUGUGGAAAGCCUGUCUCUCGACUCGCUCGUGCCCAUCCUCAAGUGGAGCUCCCAACCUUAUGGCUCCAAGUGGGUGCACCGGCAGGCCAUGCACUUCCUCUGCGAGGAGUUCAGUCAGGUUGUCAGCUCGGAUGUUCUCUAUGAGCUCGGCAAGGAGCACCUUCUCAACGCAAUCCAAUCUGACUAUCUUCAGGCCAGCGAGCAGGACAUUCUCAAGUAUGUUGUUAAGUGGGGCGAGCAGCAGCUUAUUAAGAGGAUGGCAGACAGGGAGCCCAAUCUGCUGAGCGGCACAGCCCACAGCGUUAACAAGCGAGGAGUAAAGAGGAGAGACCUGGAUCCGGAAGAGCUAAAAGAGAUCUUGUCUUCGCUCCUGCCCUUCAUUCGAACUGAACACAUUUUACCCCCAAACAGCGACGUCCUGUCUGAUGCACUCAAAAGAGGUUUGAUAAGCACCCCUCCAUCUGACAUGCUACCCACGGCGGAGGGUGGGAAAGCCAAUGCCUGGUUGAGGCAGAAGAAUGCCGGCAUCUAUGUACGACCUCGCCUCUUCUCUCCUUAUGUGGAGGAGGCAAAGUCGGUGCUGGAUGAAAUGAUGGUGGAGCAGACCGAUCUGGUGCGCCUGCGACUCGUGCGCAUGUCUAACGUCCCCGACACACUCUACAUGGUCAACAACACCGUGCCACAAUGCUGUCACAUGGUUAACCACCAGCAAAUGUCAGUUACCUCAUCCGCUGCCCCGUCAGUUGUGGCCAAUGAAAUCCCAGUGCCGCAGCUCUCAGUGGUGAAGGAUAUGAUCCACAGGCUUCAGGAACUUAGACACACGGACCAGGUGCAGAGAGCGUAUGCCCUCAACUGCGGCGAGGGCGCCACUGUCAGCUACGAGCUGCAGUUGCGAGUGCUGCGGGAGUUUGGUCUGGCAGACGGAGCCACCGAACUACUCCAGAACCCCUACAAGUUCUUUCCUGACGAACGAUUUGGAGACGAGAGUCCAAUUCUGGCUCUGCGCCAGGUGGGUCGAUGCCGCGUAAACAGCAGCCCAGCCAUGGAUAGCAUGUUCACAGAGCUGGAAGGAGUAGCGGGUUUCCAUCCUCCUCUGCCUCCUCCACCUCCCCCGUACCACCCUCCUGCUACACCCAGCCACGCUCAGCUCAAAGGCGCUUGGCGACCCCGCAUUCCCAUGCCCACCCCCACCCGUUCCUUUUCCUACCCUUGCAACCGCACCCUGAGCCAGCGCCAUGCAGCGUCCAAGCAUGGCGGCUCGGACUACUCCUCCGUGCCCAGACCCCAGCCCCCAGACUGCACCAAACCGCAAGCUAUGGGCCGGGCUUUACUUUCAGAACAGCAAGCGAUGGGCAUGGAGCCAGUUAUGAGGGAGUUCAUGCCUGACAUUGCACUGGGCGUCUCCGUCAUGUCCUUGAGGGAACAACACAUGGCAGAGAUGGACAGGGAAAGCCCUCACAGCCCCAUGGCCCCCUCUGGCCAUCACCUGCCCCAUGGGCCCUGCCCCUCCAACCGUCACAACCACAGCCACGGUCCAGGACAUGGACACUCCUGCAAGAGACACGCUCCUGAGCCCAAACUGGAGGUGCAAGCGGAAUUCCCCGACCUGUAUGACUUCUCCUGUCGUCCUUCAUCUCCAGCCUCCACGCAUCCUUUGCCCACAUUUACAGGACCGGACCUCUACAGCCAUAGCCGCACCCCUUCCGGACCCUUUACCCCCAACUAUAUUACUGACUCUCAGUCGCAGGGCCACCCACAGGGACGCACCGGGCCAGACCCGCUACGGCUUGAUGUUCUCAGUAUGACCUCUCAGAGGCAUGACGGUGUUAGUCCCUCGGGGGUCCAGCCUAGGAUAGGACACAUGCCAAGGAGACGUUCAAAUGAGACAGACCUGACUCACGGCUUAGGCCAUCUGCGGUCCCCCAGCGGAAAUCUGGACGGCUAUGAGGAGAGACUGGCUGGACCUAGAGACACACCUGAGGAGAUGGUUCUGGGUGUGGAGUCAUCAGGCCUAGGGUCUCACAGAAACAGCGUAAACGAGGACAUGGCCAGAGACCGCAGGUCACCCAGCAAGCCUGACUACACUUACAAAAAAUCUGCACUUUAAUCCCAGCUAUUGAGUUAAGUAAAAAAGGGAAUGACUCACUGCCCGUUGUAUUGAAUGGUCAAGCACUAAAUUGUGUGUGCGUGCGUGCGUGUGUGUGUGUGCGUGCUAAAGAUAAGCAGAGGGGAGGAAAGGUGAUCAGUUGCUAUUUAUAGGAUGUGUUCUUUCUGUCCUACCUCUGCCACACGACUCCAUCCAUCACGGUCAGAAGAAGAGAUGUGCGGUUCAUCUCAGUGCUGUCAAUCACAACACUUCAUGUAGCCCAGUCGCCAAGCGGCAGUCAAACAAAGACUGCAUUCAUUUUGCCUGUUGAUAACAAUCUCCAUUUACAAAGAGCUGCAACAUCUAUAAAAGAGCAUUGCGAUAAAACCGUAUGUAAAUAUGUCCGCCUGGUUUCUCCCAUUAUUAUUUUUUUCUCUGUAGCUUCCGACCAUUCUGGUUCUGGCUGUGGCACACAAAAAGCCGAAAUCGGAUCCGACGGGAUGUAGGUCAGCGGAGCAUGUCUACCACGUUUAAGCACAGAGCGCUACCUGGUGUUUCCUGUAGUUUGAGCAGGUUCAUUGCUGAGAACCAGCAGUGGAUGCCAUGGCAAUCAACGUGCUGUUAUCAAACGGAGUAGUGGGUUAUUGUUGACUUUGCUGCUGUGCGUCUGCGUGCAACAUCACACUUGUAGAGAUGUGGUGCCGAUCUCAGUACUGUAGUCUCACUAUGUACAUAUCACAGCAGCCCCCCUUUAAAUCUAAUGGCAUCAAGUUAUUAAUUCUUAAAGCCUUAACCAGUGCUUGGAAUGUUCUGUUUCAGCUACCUUUGAUUAAAUUCUCUAUGAUGUCAUUUGUAGCGCAAACCCUUAUUUUUUUCAAUUGACUGACUGUUCUAUUCUCGAAGAACUGUGUACAUCGGUUUUUAGCAUUCAUUCAGUAUAGCGGUCAGCAGCAGCUGUAGCUCCAAAAGCAUGCAAAUACAUGACUGAAAAGCCUGUUAGCAUGACUCUCACAUUUAAAAAAAAAUGUACAUGAAUGAAGCUCAUCACAUUUUAGUGGUUGUUGUGUUCAUGCGACAAUGUGUACUUUCUGUCCUGUCAUGAGAUCUCACCGCGAAUGUGGUGUAAAGAUUGUGUCUGAGAAUUAGUUCAAGUGUUACGCAUUUGAGGCAAUUUGCUCGAUCUUGUAGGAGGUAUUGGUUUUCAUGUUUUUUUUCUUUAUUGUACAAGAGGAAUGCGAAGGGAAUCUGAAUGCAUUUUUUUCAGUGUUUCUCCAAGAAUCACAGAGAAAGAAAACUUCAGAUUCCUCAGUUCAUGUUGUGUAGUUGUUCAAUUUUCCAGGACGUUUUUGCGCUGAAAAAAAAAGUGGUUGUUUUGCUCUUGGCUGUAGAGAGGACAGUGCCUUCCCUGCUUGCACCUGGCUUUUUAUGGGAGACUUUAAUGUCUAUGCAAGCUCUUUUCUACCAGCUUACCAGCCUGUGUCUGAUAGUUGUAGCUCCUUUUGUGUGCAUAGGUGCAUAGAUGUUAUUUAGCACACUUUGUUUUUAAUUGACUCAUCUGAUGUUUUGAUCUCUUGUGUUGGAUUCUAGCAAGUACAUUGUACUUGUAUGAUAUCUUAGGAAUCAAUGUUUGUAGACUGAUAUGUUCCAUUUAGUUUCACCGAUCUAUUUUUCUACUGGCGCCUCAAAAAGUUUGCAACAGUGGUCUACUUUGGCAUCCUCAAAAAUAAACUUGUUUGAUAUUAUGAAAUGAA